AUGACGGAUAUGUUGAGACAUGCUAGUCAAAUUUACACAGCUACAAUGUUUAGGGAUUUUGAGCAAGAAUUUGGGUAUUCUUUGGGUAUUAUAUGUGAGUUGUUGACUAUGGAUGACACAAUAUUAGUUUAUAAAGUGUGGCCUGAGAAGCAUCCACAACGGACACACCAAGUCACUUUUGAUUAUGUCAACAAGUUUGUUAGUUGUUCUUGUAGGAAUUUUGAGGAGGCGGGGAUGUUAUGUUAUCAUUGCCUUAGGGUACUUCACAUGAACUCGGUUAGUGAGAUACCUUCAUCUUAUAUUUUAAGACAGUGGACAAAGUUUGCCAAAACAGAAGUUUGGGGCCUUUUGAAGCAGCAGCGGCUAAACAUGUCAUCAUUAAAGAAAGAUUGCGUUCCUUGGCGAUUCCAAAUGUGUAGGGUGUAUAACAAUCUCAUCAUAAGAAGUCAUGACAACGAAGAGGCAAGGAAGAUAAUGGAGAAGGGUUAUAUGCAUGAUCUUGUUGAUGUGCUGGUUGUUCUUGCUAAUAUUAACUUAGCUGAUUCAAAAUCAGGUGUUGGAGAAUCAACUGCAUCAGAUUCCUCUACUAUUACUGUUUUUGAUCCUCCUUGGGUUAAAACAAAAGGAAGAAGUGUGAGGCCAAAAGUGGAAUUGAGAAGAGCAAGAGGAGCAGAUGUCGUAAGAAAUCUAUGUUUCCAAUGA
Messenger RNA from Beta vulgaris subsp. vulgaris (sugar beet), 702 nucleotides. RefSeq names its product protein FAR1-RELATED SEQUENCE 1-like. The coding region runs from base 1 to 702 and encodes 233 amino acids. Gene Ontology annotation, biological process: regulation of DNA-templated transcription. The record is from RefSeq and is a predicted model, not a curated record. The transcript has a single exon. NCBI's taxonomy places the organism in Eukaryota, Viridiplantae, Streptophyta, Magnoliopsida, Caryophyllales, Amaranthaceae. Gene Ontology annotation, molecular function: zinc ion binding.